This is a messenger RNA of Hippocampus comes (tiger tail seahorse), 835 nucleotides long. Its product is annotated as cathepsin L-like. Lineage: Eukaryota; Metazoa; Chordata; Actinopteri; Syngnathiformes; Syngnathidae. Gene Ontology annotation, biological process: proteolysis. Gene Ontology annotation, molecular function: cysteine-type peptidase activity. The transcript has 5 exons. The coding region runs from base 5 to 814 and encodes 269 amino acids. The record is from RefSeq and is a predicted model, not a curated record.
CAGGAUGAAUCUGCUGCUUGCUGUUGCCUUUCUGGCUGUGGCCAGCUGUGCGAGCAUCUCUCUGGAGGAUCUGGAGUUCCACGCAUGGAAGCUCAAGUUUGGGAAGUCCUACAGCUCUCCGUCAGAAGAGUCUGACCGCAAGACCAUCUGGUUGAACAACCGAAGACUGGUGCUCGUGCACAACAUCAUGGCCGAUCAAGGCAUGAAGUCCUACCGCCUCGGCAUGACCUUCUUUGCCGAUCUGGAAAACAAGGAGUACAAGCAGUUGUUUUCCCGGGGAAAUCUGCUGCCCUUUAACGCUUCUGCGCCGCGGGGCGGUUCCACGUUCCUGCCAUUGACCCUCGGAGCUGACCUACCACAGACUGUGGACUGGAGAAGCAUGGGCUACGUCACCGAGGUCAAGGAGCAGAGGGCGUGCAAUUCCUGUUGGGCCUUCAGCGCAACGGGCUCUUUGGAGGGCCAGACCUUCAAGAAGACGGGUAAGCUGGUGUCUCUGAGCGAGCAGCAGUUGGUGGACUGCUCUGGCCACUUCGGCAACAAGGGCUGCAAGGGAGGGCUCAUGGAUUACGCCUUCAAGUACAUCCAGAAAAACGGGGGAAUCAACACAGAGAAGUCCUAUCCUUAUGAGGCUCGGGAUGGAAAGUGCCGCUACAACCCAGUCGACAUCGGUGCCACAUGCACAGGUUACGUCAACGUGAAAACCGGCGACGAACGCGCCCUGAAGCAGGCGGUGGCUACAGUCGGACCUGUGUCUGUUGUCAUUGAUGCUUCACAUGAGUCCUUCCAGCUCUACGAAUCAGGUGACAGACAUUAGUGCGAUCGAAGUGAUCUAAAA